UGGGACCAGGCUCGUCACCCGCCCGGUCUCUGCGCCCCGGCUCCUCCAACCCCUGGGCGGGCCGGGGUACUGCUUGGGCAAGGGCUGGGGCGCUGGGCCUAGCCUGUCCCCCUCCUCCGCUUCCCCGUGCAGUUCCCAGGGCUGGACACGCUGGAGAAGUUGAGCUGCGCCCGAGCUGGCCCUGGUGGCUGACAGUGGGCAAAGUUUGGUCUGAAGAGGAAGUAGCCUCAAGCCCCGGCAGGUGGCGGCCAGGCCCGGACAGGGGCCCUUGCGGCCUGCGAGUUGGCUGUAGGCGACAGUGCGCCCCAGCACCCGGCCCGGAGCCGAGUCCCGGGGCUCCAGGAGCCCACUCCGGAGAGAGAGCGCGGCGGCGGCGGAAGAAAACAACUCUAAAGUUGCUAGAGGCACCGCCCCUACUCCCCGGCCGCGCUGUCUCCGGUUCCCCAGCCCUGGCAUCCAGAACACGGGUCGAGCCCGGGCCAUGCAGCCCCCUUGGGGAGGUGGCACCGGGGAGCCUGGACGCCUGCAGCCUCGCUGCCUCCCCAGUGAGUAGACGACCGAAGCUCCGGAACUCUUCCUGCACCUCCAGACGGCUCAGGAUGCUGCCAGCCAUCCUCAUUCUCUUCCUCCUUGGAGGCGCUCUGGCACAUCCAGACCGGAUCAUUUUCUCAAAUCCCGCUUGUGAGGACCCCCCAGCAGUGCUACUGGAAGUACAGGGCACCCUACAGAGGCCCCUGGGCCGUGACAGCCGCAGCUCCCCUGCCAACUGCACCUGGCUCAUCCUGGGCAGCAAGGAGCAGACAGUAACAGUCAGGUCCCCUCUCUACUGUGCCUCUGCAGACUGGCUGAUGUGCCUGCCGAACGAAUUCCAGUGCCUGAACCACCGCUGUGUACCUGCUUCCCAGCGCUGUGAUGGGAUCGAUGUCUGUGGAGAUGGUUCUGAUGAAGCAGGUUGCAUCUCAGACCCGUUCCCUGGCCUGACCCCAGGCCCCAUCCCUACCCUACCUUGCAAUGUCACCUUGGAGGACUUCUAUGGGGUCUUUUCCUCCCCUGGAUACUCACAUCUGGUUUCAGUCUCCCACCCCCAGUUCUGCCACUGGCUUCUGGAUCCCCAUGAUGGCCGGCGCCUGGCAGUGCGUUUCACAGCCCUGGACUUGAGCUAUGGAGAUGCAGUGCAUGUGUAUGAUGGCCCAGGGCCCCCUGAGGCCUCCCGGCUGCUGCGUAGCCUCACUCACUUCAGCAAUGGCAAGGCUGUCACUGUGGAGACACUGUCUGGCCAGGCAGUUGUGGCCUACCGCACAGGUCCUUGGAGCAAUGGUCGGGGCUUCAAUGCCACUUACCAUGUGCGGGGCUACUGUUUGCCUUGGGACCGACCCUGUGGCUUAGGCUCUGGCUUGGGGGCUGGUGAAGGCCUAGGUGAGCGCUGCUACAGUGAGGCACAGCGCUGCGAUGGUUCAUGGGACUGUGCUGAUGGCACAGAUGAGGAGGACUGCCCCAGCUGCCCACCUGGGCACUUUCCCUGCGGGCCUGCUGGUACCCCUGGUGCCACAGCUUGUUACCUGCCUGCUGACCGCUGCAACUACCAGACUUUCUGUGCUGAUGGAGCAGAUGAGAGACGUUGCCGGCACUGCCAGCCUGGCAAUUUCCGAUGCCGGGAUGAGAAGUGUGUGUAUGAGACGUGGGUGUGUGAUGGGCAGCCGGACUGUGCAGAUGGCAGCGAUGAGUGGGACUGCUCCUAUGCCCUGCCCCGCAAGGUCAUUACAGCUGCAGUCAUUGGCAGCCUAGUGUGUGGCCUGCUACUGGUCAUCGCCCUGGGCUGCACCUGCAAGCUCUAUGCCAUUCGCACCCAGGAGUACAGCAUCUUCGCUCCCCUCUCCCGGAUGGAGGCCGAGAUUGUACAACAGCAGGCACCACCCUCCUAUGGGCAGCUCAUUGCCCAAGGUGCCAUCCCACCUGUGGAAGACUUCCCUACGGAGAACCCUAAUGAUAAUUCAGUGCUAGGCAACCUGCGUUCCCUGCUACAGCUCUUGCGCCAGGACAUGACUCCAGGAGGUGCCUCAGGUGCUCGCCGCCGCCCGAGGGGUCGCUUCGUGCGCCGCCUAGUGCGCCGCCUCCGCCGCUGGGGCCUGCUUCCAAGAUCCAACCCCCCAGCCCGGGCCCCUGAGACUAGGUCCCAGGUCACCCCUUCUGCUGCUCCCCUUGAGGCCCUAGAUGGCAACACAGUUCCAACCCGUGAGGGUGGGGCAGUAGGUGGGGGAGAUGGGGAACAGGCACCUCCACUGCCCAUCAAGGCUCCCCUGCCAUCUCCCAGCACAUCUCAGCCUCUCCCUCCUGUCCCCGAGGCUCCAGAGCCACUGCCCUCACUGCCUGUAGAGCCAUCACUGUUGUCUGGAGUUGUGCAGGCCCUGCGAGGCCGUCUCCUACCCAGCCUGGGGUCCCCAGGACCAACCCGCAGCCUGCCUGGACCUCACACAGCAGCCCUGGCCCCAGAAGAUGAGGACGAUGUGCUGUUGGUGCCACUGGCUGAGCCAGGGGUCAGGGUAGUUGAGACAGAGGAUGAGCCACUGCUUGCCUGAGGGGACCUGGCUCCCCUGGGGGCUCUAGUCACAGCCCUCUAGAGGAUGGCUCAGCUUCUACUCCACUACUUCCUUCUCUGGCCCUUGGUCUAAGGGGACUUGGUAGGCCUCCCAUUGACCCUGUGUAGCUGCUGUAAAGCUAGGUGUCUCUCUGGCAGGGAAGGGGCUUACACAGAGAGUGCCCUCUGUACAUGCCGGACUCUCCAUACCACUACCAUUCAGGUGACUGUUUUUAAAAAGUAAAGUUCUGGGAGUUUUUUCUCUUUUGAGACAGAACUCACUACGUUGCCCUUGGUAGAGUGUCGUGGUGUCACAGCUCACAGCAACCUCAAAUUCUUGGGCUUAAGCAAUUCUCUUGCCUCAGCCUCCCAAGUAGCUGGGACUACAGGCACCUGCCUAAAAAGUAAAGUUCUUAAAGGAUCAUAGGCCUGGACACUCCAUCCUUGCCAAACCCCCACCGAAAAGUGCCCUUAAGCACCAGAAUACCCAUUGGCUAGAGACCCUCCAGCCCUCUGGGAGCAUUUGGGCAGAGCCCCACCCUCUUAUGGGGCCUGGCUCAUAAAAGAGUGAAACAAAUGCUUUUGUCCCAUAGCUAGGCCAUUGCCCAGGAAGUAGAGGCCAAAAAAUAAAGGAAUCCUAAAUGUUAAAA
Molecule: messenger RNA, 3225 nt
Organism: Otolemur garnettii (small-eared galago)
Lineage: Eukaryota; Metazoa; Chordata; Mammalia; Primates; Galagidae
Gene: LRP10
Product: LDL receptor related protein 10
Exons: 6
Coding region: 600-2576 (658 amino acids)
Cellular component (GO): plasma membrane
Molecular function (GO): protein binding
Source: RefSeq, a predicted model, not a curated record